AUGAUAAUUAAGGAAGUUACAAUAAAAGAAGUCCAAGACACCAUCGAAGCUCUACAAAGUUUACAAAUUCCUGCCCAAGAAGUUUCAUCUAGAACUGAAGGAAUCUCUAUUAAUGACCAAGAAUUGGUAGUUGCUAAAAAUAAAAUUAAUGCAGGAAUAACAGUGAUAGGUCGUUUAGGAUUAGUAGACAAUA
Racocetra persica is the source of this 193-nucleotide messenger RNA. The record is from the annotation of a GenBank genome assembly. NCBI's taxonomy places the organism in Eukaryota, Fungi, Glomeromycota, Glomeromycetes, Diversisporales, Gigasporaceae.